UCCGCUUCUCUGCGAGGCUCGGACCGCGGAUAACGAAAAUCACCGAGUGUGUAGCGUUUAAACGCGACGCAGCGAGGAACGAAGAGGUGGGGGGGAGAAAGAGCGAACACAGAGAGGCAGAGAAAAACAUGUCUGAACCCAAGUACCGCGAGUGGAUUUUGGACACUAUCGACUCGCUGCGGUCUCGAAAAGCCCGGCCGGACUUGGAGAGGAUUUGCCGAAUGGUCCGGAGACGGCACGGGUCCGAGCCCGACCGAACCUGCGCAGAAUUGGAGAAACUGAUUCAGGAGCAAACCGUGCUGAAAGUUAACUACAAGGGCUCCAUUUCGUAUCGGAACGCCGCCAAGGUUCAGCGGAGGAGCAGAAAGAAGGACGAUGUGUCGCUAACGACGGCGGCGCGGAGGAGCGCGGCGGUGGAAGAAGCCAGUCACUCGGACUUGAGCAACGGGGACAGCGCUUUCGGUGCCGCCGACCCGGACGAGGAGGAUUUGGAGGGGGACACUUCAAUGACUAUGGACACAGACAGUAAUCCUGAUGAGGAGGGGGCUGAGGAGAGCCGGGACGGGCAGGACAGACCCUCUCCCAGCCACACGCAUGGGGACGCCUCUGUGCGAGCCGUCUCUGCACCUUGCUCUCCCUCUGGCGCUCGGCCCAGCCCCAGCUGCAGCUCUGGCUCCGCUCUGGACUGUGCCUCUUCCCAGAAGGCCGGUGGGAGGCCCAACUCCUUGCCCCCCUCCAGCCCCAGGGCCCUUCCACACAAUGACUGGGCUUAUGAUUCUGCUGUAAGCCCAGUGGAGCGCCAGCACCCAGGAAUGCAGCGAGACAAAGCCGUAGACACGAAGCCAGUAAUCCACUCUCGAGCUCCGAGCCCGUGCGCUUUAAACAACGUGAAGAAAGAAGAUGAGCUCAAGGUGGAGGACAGCAGCCUCUCGUCCGACCAGUUGGUACCGGACUCCGCAGCGAGACUGCAGGAUGAAGUCAAGAAUUUCUCUGAUGGAAGACAGCAAACGCCAUCUGUGCCACCUGACAACUGCACAUUUAAGAAGAUCGAUGUGUCUUACCCAGCAAGUGAUGAGCGCACUCUUCUAAACGGUGAUAAAGGAGAUGAAAUUUCAGUGAAGAAGGAGAAUAUUCACCAGAACCUGUUGCAGUGGAGCGUGGCGGACGUGGCCAGUUACUUUUCUGCUGCAGGAUUCCCAGAGCAAGCUGUGGCGUUUCGAACACAGGAAAUCGAUGGGAAGUCCCUCCUCCUGAUGCAGCGCAGCGACGUGUUGACCGGCCUGUCUAUCCGACUCGGCCCCGCCCUCAAAAUCUACGAGCGUCACGUCAAAGUGCUGCAGAGGACCCACUUCCUGGAAUGCAAAGACAUCUGAAGGGCUGAUCAGCACAGCAGACAUAUUGACUCGAACAUGCAUGCAAUCCCUCUCCCAUUUGGAUUUCACCGCCUACCUUCAUAUGCAUCAUAUGUAGAGGGUGUGUGGAGGGAGGGACAAGAUGCGGUGGAAUCCACCUUCACUGUGAGAACGACCAGAAACUGAAAGACUGUCAUCCUACCUCUCAUUGUGGUCUCUGGUUUUCAAAUGGUUUCCAUUUCACCCCUGUGGCACCGUGGUGGAGAGAAUUCACCGCUGCGGGUAAAGUACGUUUAACCUGAGCAGCCACUCGUGCACCAAGUGGACCAGCACAGCUACGACUGAGUAGUCCUGGAGUGCGUCGUUGUCACAGGUUGGGAUGUCCUACCACUAACGUUCUGUUAGUUCAGAAGC
Messenger RNA from Nematolebias whitei (Rio pearlfish), 1766 nucleotides. RefSeq names its product sterile alpha motif domain containing 1a (gene samd1a). Lineage: Eukaryota; Metazoa; Chordata; Actinopteri; Cyprinodontiformes; Rivulidae. The transcript is spliced from 7 exons. Bases 129 to 1373 code for a protein of 414 amino acids. The record is from RefSeq and is a predicted model, not a curated record. Gene Ontology annotation, molecular function: protein binding; DNA binding.